ACCAAUAAAUUGAUUACUUAUCCCAUCAGGAUGUCUAGACCAGAAACCAUAAUUCCAGAUACAAUUCCUGCCCAAUACCCGGUGAUAGAAACCUCUCCAAUUAUAAGUGGGUUUGGUAGAGGGUCGUCAGAAUUGGGUAUUCCUACCGUAAAUUUACCAAUUAAUGAUAAGUUAAACUCUUUAGAUACCGGGAUAUAUUUUGGUUGGUGUAGAGUUAUACCAGUGGUGAAGGAAAAUCAUAUUGUUAAGAGAAACGACGGAAAAGAAAUUCUAUUUAAUAAUGGAUCUUCAUUGAAUUGUGAUAAUAACGAAUUAACUGUUCUACCUAUGGUUAUGUCAAUUGGAUGGAAUCCAUUUUACCAAAAUAAAGAAAAGACUGCAGAAGUUCAUAUAAUUCAUAAAUUUAACGAGAAUUUUUAUGGUGCUAAUAUAACUUAUAGUGUUUUGGGUUAUAUCAGACCCGAAUUGAAUUAUACUACAGUUGAAGCAUUGAUUGCUGAUAUCAAUCUUGAUAUCAAAAUUGCUUUACAGGCGUUAGAAAAAGACGUUUAUAAACAACGUCGUCAUGAUCUUGAUCCAUAACUCCAUUAUUUAAUUCAUAACCCCUUGAUUCUUCCUUUUGAACAUUUCACCGGAUCCACCGUCCGCAUAAUCCAUAAACAUCCCUGUUGUUCCAUAAACGUCCCUGUUGAUCCAUAAACUUUAAUAAUAACCUCUUAGUUAGAUGCAAAACCUUGAUAAGGGCCAUUUUAUCCUUUUGCCUGCACAUAGUCUCUUUUUUUAACUUAGCGAAAUAUCACGGGCAGAAAAAGACAUUUCAUCACUAGUUAUUUUAUAUAGACUGAUAUAUAUUCUAACUUAAUAAAUAUA
This is a messenger RNA of Hyphopichia burtonii NRRL Y-1933, 870 nucleotides long. Its product is annotated as riboflavin kinase. The record is from RefSeq and is a predicted model, not a curated record. NCBI's taxonomy places the organism in Eukaryota, Fungi, Ascomycota, Pichiomycetes, Serinales, Debaryomycetaceae. Bases 31 to 582 code for a protein of 183 amino acids. Gene Ontology annotation, cellular component: mitochondrion. Gene Ontology annotation, molecular function: riboflavin kinase activity. The transcript is spliced from 2 exons. Gene Ontology annotation, biological process: FMN biosynthetic process; riboflavin biosynthetic process.